This is a messenger RNA of Somion occarium, 962 nucleotides long. The record is from the annotation of a GenBank genome assembly. Lineage: Eukaryota; Fungi; Basidiomycota; Agaricomycetes; Polyporales; Cerrenaceae.
AUCGAAGGCUUCGACGUCGACCUCAGACACGUUCCCUCACGACCCUCGUCGUUGUCGACCAGCAACGGCAGAGCGUUGAACGACCUCAAGUCUGGAGCUUUCCUUUCGAUAUUAUUUAAGAUAUACCCACCCUCCCAUUCCUUGCGAUACCAAAAUCCUCCUCGAAAAUGCCGUCAUUCUCAUCCACGCCGUUUAUGACCUCCCUUACCUUCAUUCUCAUUAUUGUCAUCUUGAACAAUACCUUGUUUGCAGAUGCACAUCCAUCGGGAGCUCUCUCGAACAUAUUGACGAAGCGCACAGAUCCAUUCUUCCCCGAUCAACCACCUUCGUGCCCGAUUUGCGCACAGAACUAUCCGAGUAUCAAUAGUUGUGCGCAAGCUGCUCCCGUCCUCGCGAACUUCUCCAUGAUCAUCUUCAACCCCGGAGCUUUCAUUGAUGUGAUCAAGUGUGCUUGUACAGAUACUUUCCAAAGCGCCUUCCCUCAAUGUGCCGACUGCUUCAUCCAGACAAACCAAUCAGACGUCCUGAACACUCCCGACCUCCCAGGCAUAGUUAGCGGCAUGCGUCAAAUCUGUGCCCUCGAGAGUACACUCUUGGGUAACGUGAGCGAAACAGAUGGCGAGGUGACCCCUUCGGCCGGAGUCAUUGCCCCUACGCCUACACCUUCUCUAAGCGGAGCUGAGCUGCAGUUCGGUCUCACUGGUGUUCAUGUUCUGUUUGUCCUUGUCGUUGGUUUGCUUUCAGUCUUUUCGAUUGGUGUGUUGUGAGCUCAGAGCUGGAUGUGUGUCUUUGGCGUACUGUUUGCUAUGGACGUGGAUGGGAAGAUUGUACCGGUAUUUAUUUGGUAUUUGCUGCAUCUCUUUAACGACCUUCUUACGACCACUGCGAUACUUAUGCGUGUAAUGACCAUCAUGACCCUUGUAUAUCCGAAUGUAUUUCUUCUGAAUGCACUUUUCUGCUAC